AUGUCCGAUGCCUCCGGGGUUGAAAUCAGCCCGGCGGUGAGUCUGAGCAAUGCUGCCACCACCACUGCCGCCGCCGCCGCCGCCGCGGCUGCUCCUGGCGCCGGCUCCGGCGCGGGGUUCUCUGCCGCCACCCUGCCCGGCCCCCCGGCCGCCUCUGUCACCAUCCGACAGCGGACCUGUUCCUUCGACAUGUGCCAGGUGACCGACAGCACCGGCGGGUGGUUUAGCCGCGAGCCCGGCCCACCGGACAUGGCCGGCCCAUCGGCCGCGGGGUACCCCUCGCGCGGGGGUGUCCCACCGGCCCCGGCCCCGGCCCCGGCCCCGGCCCCGGCCCGGGCGUCGGUCUUCGCCGGCGCGGCCGACCUCUACUCCAGCGUGAGCUUCCGCCCGGAGGACCUGCUCAUCCCGGUGCUGGCCCCCCUCGGGGCCGAUGGGGACUUGGACCUGCCGGACGGCGACCUGGACCACCCGGAUGGCAGCCCCCUGCCAGGGCUGGCUGGCCUGGGCCCGGACGAGUCGCUGGUUCUCGACGGGGCGGAGGCCGACUCGCUGAUCCUGGCCGCCGGCGGGCUUUUCCCCCGGCCCGGGACCGACUUCUGCCACUCCGGGCACCCGGUGUCCGAGUGCUUCGGCCUCAGCAGCUUCCUGGUGCUGGCCCCCCUGGAGGAGGGCACCCAGCUGAACCUGCACCAGGCGCACUUCCUCCUGUCGGCCUUGUCGCUGGCCGUGCGCGAUGUGGCCCUCGAUGCGGCCACCUUUGUCCCCUACGGCCAGCAG
This is a messenger RNA of Fonticula alba, 777 nucleotides long. RefSeq lists its product as hypothetical. The annotation marks the transcript as partial. Lineage: Eukaryota; Rotosphaerida; Fonticulaceae. The record is from RefSeq and is a predicted model, not a curated record. The transcript is spliced from 2 exons.